Molecule: messenger RNA, 6781 nt
Organism: Plutella xylostella (diamondback moth)
Lineage: Eukaryota; Metazoa; Arthropoda; Insecta; Lepidoptera; Plutellidae
Gene: Tomosyn
Product: syntaxin-binding protein tomosyn
Biological process (GO): exocytosis; Golgi to plasma membrane transport
Cellular component (GO): plasma membrane; cytoplasm; SNARE complex
Molecular function (GO): syntaxin binding; myosin II binding; GTPase activator activity
Source: RefSeq, a predicted model, not a curated record
CGCCUCCUAGCGGUAACACUGGGAAAGUGCUAUCAGCUGUUUAUUUUCCUCCGCUAUUCCGCGUGUGUAUCUGCUGGUCACGGCCCGCUGCGCAAUAUUCGCUCGUCUCUUUCUGGAGCGCGGAAAGUGCAUCGAUCGGUCGCGACCACUCUCCGCCAGUCGUGUGCUGUGGCGACGACAGUGCGCGUGUCGGCGGCUAUCGAUCCCGCAGUGGAGCCGCAUUGCCGUACAUUCCGGAGGCGGUGCCUCGCCUAGUUUUCGUCGAUCGUCGUCGUCGCGGACGUGGCGGGCGGGAGCGAGCGGCGUCGGCGCCCCUGCGCACUAGGCACGCCCGACUCGGCCGACGGAGCCCGAGCGACAACGGCCUUCCGCCAAAACCGGCGAGUGGUCCGCGGCGAAGCCACGGGUGUGAUGUAGCCGGCGCCGAGCGCGCGAGCGGGCUCGUCGGACAAAGGAUCCGCUCUAUAAACAGUUCGCGAUGAAGAAGUUCACGUUCAAGGGUGUGCUGGACGGCUUCCGCAGCUCGGUGCAGCAGGCGCCGCGCGGCACGGAGCAGGAGAUCCAGGAGACGCUGCGCUCCGACCACUUCCAGAUUAAAAAGACAUUCCGACAUGGUUUCCCGUUCGCACCCACGGCCAUCGCCUGGGACCCCAUACAGAAGCUGCUGGCCAUCGGUGACAAGGGCGGCAACCUCAGACUUCUCGGCGGCCCGGGGGUGGACGCACACGCGCGGCACGACAGCGGCGAGGCGGUGCUGCACGCCCGGUUCGUGGUCAACGAGGGCGCGCUGGUCACCGCCACGGCUGAUGACCACAUCCACCUGUGGACCUUCCGGCAGAAGACCGUGCAGCGCGUGCAGGCGCUCAAGUUCCAGCGGGAGCGCAUCACGUGCAUCCACCUGCCGCUGCAGUCCAAGUGGCUGCACGUGGGCACGGAGCGCGGCAACGUGCACGUGGCGCACCUCGACACCUUCGUGCUCAGCGGCUACGUCAUCAACUGGAACAAGGCCAUUGAAGUAACCAGAGGAAAUCACCCGGGCGCUGUCGUAGAGAUCUGUGAUAAUCCACUCGAUGCCAGCAAACUGCUAAUAGCGUUCGAGAGCGGCCUCGUCGUGAUCUGGGACCUGCGGGCGCGCGCGGCCGAGUGGCGCGGCUGCCUCGGGCUCGGGCCCGGGGACGGCAUCCGCGCCGCCGCCUGGCAGCACGACGGCAAGUUCAUGACGGCGCACGUGGACGGAGCCCUGGCCACCUGGACCACGAGGGCGCCGCGCCCGUGCCAGCUGACCUACCCGCACGCUAAGGCGAACAAAGAGGGCAAGUUAGAACCGUGCAAACCUAUUCACCGAUUAGAAUGGAAAACUUCAAAAACAGGUGAAAGCCUGGUAAUAUUCUCGGGCGGGCUCCCGACGGACAAGGCGGGGCGCACGCACUCGGUGACCGUGCUGAGCGGCAAGAGCACCACCGUGCUGGAGAUGGAGCACAGCGUGGUGGACUUCGUCACGCUGUGCGAGAGCCCCUGGACCGCUGACUACCAAGAGCCGUACGCCAUCGUGGUCCUGCUCCAGCACGACCUGGUGGUGAUCGACCUGCUGACGCCGGGCUACCCGUGCUUCGAGAACCCGUACCCCAUGGACCUGCACGAGUCGCCCGUCGUGUGCUGCUGCUACAUCGCCGACUGCCCCUCUGAUCUGAUACCGGCAUUCUACUCGGUGGGCAGACAGGGCAACAAGAAGACGGCGGGUUUCAGCGAGAAACUGUGGCCGAUCGACGGCGGAGAGUGGUCACCAGCCUCCUGCUCUUACUCCGAGAUCAUCAUCACUGGGCAUGCAGAUGGGAGUGUAAAAUUUUGGGAUGCGAGUGCUGGCACUCUGCAGAUAUUGUAUAAAUUAAAGUGUUCGAAAGUGUUCGAGCGUCGCUCCGGCGCGUCGUACGGCGGCGCGGGCGACGAGGAGUCUCCGCUGGCCAUCCAACAGGUGGCUCUGUGUGCCGAGUCGCGCCGCCUCGCCGUGGCGCUGCCCCAUGGCCACGUGCUGCUGUUCAAGUUCAGGAAGAGCGAGACUAUCACUGAGACCAGUGUAUUGGAAAUCCCUCCGAUCUCCGAUACGCUUGAGGAGGAGACGUCGCCUGAAGCUGAAAGUUCCCGAGCCUCUUUCAGCCGCGAGAGCGUGGAAGGGGAUUCUAGACGGUCCGGCACGUGGGGCAGCGGCGCGGCGGGGCUGCGCGUGCGCGGCGCGGCGGGGGCGGGUGGCGCGCGCUGGGCGCCCGGCUUCCAGGCCGCGCUGGCCAUCCUGCAGCAGGGGCCGCCCGCGCCGCCGCAAGCGCUCACCUUGAACUCUAGCUAUGGACUCAUGGCAUGGGGCGGCGAGCGCGGCGUGGUAGUCGUGGACAUCUCGCGGCGCGUGGUGGUCUGCUCCCUGUCCCCGGCGGCGCUGUACGGGGCCGCCGACCCGUGGGGCCGCGCCCCAAGACACACCUCCGAGAGACAGCGCUCGCCCUCGCUUGACCAGCUCGAGCCCUCGCCCCUCGCCGCCAGCCCCGAGCCCGCAUCGGACGACGUUCCCGACGCCCGCAGCGACGCCCGGCGCAAGUCAACCCCCUGGAAGGGAUUCAACCUGAAACGACAACUGUCCAAGGUUGACCUAAAAUUCAAAGCCGCCUUCACCGUCCCGGCUGAAAAUAACCUCGAGGAAACUGACGAACGAAACCAAGCCCCAAUAAACACUGAAAUCCCAGUCGAGAAACCGGAAACAUCUGCAUCCGAAUCACCAGACAAUACGGACUCGCCCGACAACGAUACUGAUAAAACAAUCGAGACGGAUGAGAACGGCGACAAGAGCCAACUGUCGUCCCCGCUGAGGGUGUGUUCGGAUGUGUUCGAGAGAAUGCACCGGGAGCUGCAGGAGAAGCGGUCGUCGGACGCGUACGACCGCAUGCACAGAGAGCUGCAGGAGCGGUGGCAGGACAAGGAGCGCGGGGACUCGGGGGCGUCAUCCGACGUGUCGCCCUCGCGCGGCGACGACGAGCCGCGAGCGCCCCCUCGCCCCGACAACCUGCCGCUCUUCGAAGAAGACGAACCGCCCACCAGACCACCCCGACAGAAGGAGAAAAAGAAAAAAGAGGAAGACCUGAGAGAUAAGAGACUGUUGUCGGUGCCGAACAUAAAGUACAGUAAGCAGGAGAGCGUGAAGGACCUGCGGCGGCGGCAGACCACGCAGCAGCAGGCGUCGUUCGCCGGCUCGCUCAUGCGGCGCUUCAGAUUAUUUGUAAGCAGACUUUGCAACAGAAAUGAUCAUCAGACAAAUGAUGGUGAGCCGACAGAAACGUGCCACACACGGCGAAUAGACAAGCUGGACAGCUCGUUCUCUCGCUCCCGCUCCAGCUCCAUGUCCAGUCUGGAGAACAUCAGCCAAGAGGGCAUCCAGUGUCUCGCCUUUGCCGAUAGCUAUACUAAGAAAUCAGAUCCUACGACGCUUCUCCCGACGUUAUGGGUAGGAACAACUCUAGGUUCUGUCCUAACAAUGAUGAUCAGUCUUCCUGAGGCUGAUCUCAGGCAUACGCAACCUGUUGUUAUUUCCACUACGGGUGGUCCAAUCUUCAGGUUAAAAGGGUCAAUAUUGGCAAUGUCAUUUCUCGACUGCAACGGUGCUUUAAUACCUUACUCAUAUGAAAGUUGGAGGGAUGACACUGUGAAAGACCGUCGGGAAAGAACGCCGACGAAGCAGGGUUCGAGCUCGUCCGGUUCCCGGAUGUCUCCCACUCCGGCAUACGAGGGUCCGUCCGGGUCGUCCGGUGCGGGCGACCGGCAGUUUGUCGUCAUCGCUUCAGAGAAGCAAGCGCGGGUCGUGGCGCUGCCCAGCCAGAACUGCGUCUACAGACAGCAGAUUGUAGACACAGACUUUGUUGUCAAAGCGGAGAUUGUUAGCCUUAAAGAUAGUGUAUGUCUGGUGAAUUACCUGUCAACGGGUCACCUGGUGGCGUACAGUCUGCCGUCCCUGCGGCCCCUGGUCGAUGUAGACUUCCUUCCUCUAUCGGAGCUCAGCUUCCAGACACAGUCCAAACAGAGGGGUAUCGUUGACCCUAUGCUCUCCAUAUGGGGCCAACAGCUCAUAGUAAACGAGGACACAGAUCAGAUAGCAAAAACGUUUUGCUUCAGCAAUAGAGGUCAUGGACUGUACCUCGCGUCACCGACUGAAAUACAGAAAUUCACGAUUGAUAUCGAAUUCUGUCAACAACUAAACGAGAUGCUUGGGGAGUUAUUUUUACCCCGCGAUAUGCCCGAGCCACCCAAGGAGAGCUUCUUCAGAGGACUCUUCGGGGGAGGUUCCCGUCCGCUUGAUAGAGAAGAACUUUUCGGCGAAGGCAGCGGCAAGCCGAACCGGGCCAUAGCGAAGCAGAUAGUGGGCCCCAACUCGAGCAUCGCGGACGUGAACACGCGCGCGUCAACGGCGGCCUCGGAGAUAUCUCGCGCGCACAUGCUGGUGCUGGAGCGCGGGGAGAAGCUGGGCCAGCUCGAGGACCGCACGGAGCGCAUGCACCACGAGGCCGCGCAGUUCUCAACCUCAGCGCACCAGCUCAUGCUCAAGUACAAGGACAAGAAGUGGUACCAGCUGUGAAUCGUGAUCUUAUGACUAGACUUUUGUGCGCACAAUUAAGGUCGCGGCGGCCGGGCGUCCCGGCUCGCGGAUCAAUUAUUCAUGUGCCUCCAGUGGCCGCCGCAAGGCUUGUAUUGUACAUUCGUGAUAUGUAAAUAAUCGAGUAACUCAACUCUUUUUAUACGAUGUACCUACCGGUAGUGUACUCCUCUUAUUACUUUCCAGUUCCGACGUAUGACUUAGAGUUUUGGUCGUAACGCUGAUUUGAGAUUAUUUUUGUUUUAUCCUUGUGCUAUUACUGGUAAUGAAUAAUGUAGUUGUAAAUUUUAUAGAUACGAAGGAACUAAUGAACUUAAAUAUAAUGAAUGAAAAUAAUAAUUUAUAAUCGGUGAUGUUGAUCUGUAAAAAGUAUUAUGAGUACAUAAAUGGAUAAAGUAUAAUAUAAAUAUAAAGAAUGGGAAUUUAAGCAUUGGAUGACAAUAAUUUUUGUUACAAUUCUGAGUGGAUAUUUAUUUAUACGCGAGUGUUUUAUGUUCUCUUCAAUCUGUGUCGUUGCUCGCACCUUCUCUUUUAAUGCGUUGUCCAAACAUUCUUCUUAUUCAAUGUGCUGUGACCGUUAGUAUUAAUAUAGCUCUAUUAUUCUGAGAGUUGUUAUUUAAUUAGCAUUUAUUAGCGAUGACAUAAUUUUUGUUAAAAUGAGGUCGCCUGCAGUUCGGCGCGUGCGCUGCACAAUGAUAGCAAUACUAGGACUAAACCUGACCAAUCGUUGUCGUGUCGGUGUUGUACUAGUACCUACACAUUAAUACUAAAGCGAUACAAAUUUAAUGUAAACUAAUGACGUAAGGCGUCUAUUGUGUAUAUCGCUAUUCUAAUAGGUCUUUUACAGGGAAACUCGCUUAUUCAUCAAUUCAUAAUAGCCACCUUGUAGUUGUUAAAGGAACAAGCGGGUUUCUUUUGUAUUUUUGUAAUAUCUAAGUAUUGUAGUAAGUAUCAGUGUAUCGCAAGGCAAUAACAGUCCCGAGCGGCUUCGCUUGUUACCUUCGUCUACUUCAUGUAUCCUCGUUACUCAGUAUACUUCCUUGUCUAUUCUAUAGUAUUUUACGUCCGAUGUUUUGCCUCACUUAGCUUCAACUUUUAUACUCUAUAGAGAUGCUAGUUUCGUUCAUUGUAUUACUUAGUUAGCGGUAAUUUAAUAUUGGAUGCCAAACUUUGUAUUUAUGCUGUGUUUAUAUACUUGUUACACAUUUGUAAUGUUUAUUUAGAUUAUACCUACUAGUUAGUGUUAGUUUUGUUUAUGAAUUCUGGCAAAAAUUAUGACAAGUUAGAUGUUAUUGUAAACCCUAUGCUGUUCGGAUAUCAUAUUAUGUAACUAAAAGUCACACAUUUUAACCAGAUUAUUUUAUUAAUGAAGCGGAAAUAUUUAGCUUGAGAAAUUAUAUAAUAUUUUCAUAUGAAUGUUAACUGAUUUUAACAGAAAAUAUUAUUGUUGAUGAAAUGAUUUCAAAUUUAAAGCAAAUUAAAUUAAAUGCCAACAACUUACAAAAGUACCUACCUAGACCAGAAACGAAAUAUCUUGAUCGCAUAUCAGAGAAUAUAUCAGAAUAUAAGAAGUUCUAGUUUUGGACGAAGCGCCAUUUUCUAUUAAAUACUAGCAUAAUGGUAGCUUUUUCAUUUCAACAUCUUUGUGGUCCACCUGUACCUACUUCAACGCGGUCGAGUAAUGUGGUUAAAACAACGCCUAGUAUCGUUCAUUCUCUCCUGUAUAUCUCCAUAACGUACUCUAGUCCUGUUGAAUUUAGCAUCUUACGAGUCAAGCCGAUGUGCAAUACGCGUUAAUGUACAGAUAUCAAGUUAAGUUUUCUCAAUUCUAUUUAUUGUUGUUUGUCGGCAAGUGUACGACCCGAGCGCACUUUCAUUUGGAAAUUAUGGGACUAAAUUAAUGUAAGUAUUUGUACAUAACUUAAAGAAACUUGUGGCAAAUGUUCUUGUUACUUUGUAGCCGCGGCUCGCAGUCGCCGCCGCCCGCGCGACGCGCCCCGGAUAAUGCGAAUCAAACUAAACCUGUAACUAUACAUAUUGUAUAUAAAUGAUGCUGUUAAAAAUAUUGAUUAUUUAGUUUGGUAGAUGAUUAUUAGUCAUUAUAUAUAAAUGAAUUAUGAAAAUAUGAGAAUAUAAUUAUGUCAAAAUAUA